Molecule: messenger RNA, 5128 nt
Organism: Dromiciops gliroides (monito del monte)
Lineage: Eukaryota; Metazoa; Chordata; Mammalia; Microbiotheria; Microbiotheriidae
Gene: MFN2
Product: mitofusin 2
Exons: 20
Coding region: 348-2621 (757 amino acids)
Biological process (GO): mitochondrial fusion; mitochondrion localization
Cellular component (GO): mitochondrial outer membrane
Molecular function (GO): GTP binding; GTPase activity
Source: RefSeq, a predicted model, not a curated record
GCUCCAGCGGCCGAUUCCGGAGCAGGAAGUAGGGGGGGGCGGGGAGCGGUCGACGCGCCACUCCCCUUCACGGACUGACGCGGCUUGAUGAUGUCACUACGCAUCAUGGCGGCGGCGGCGGCUCGGAGAAGGUGAAGUUCUGGGGACACAGCGGCCGUCCUGUGGAAGGGGGACAUGCCCGGAUCCUUCCCUUCUUUUCCAGGCCAUCGGAGCUCAUGAUGUCAGCCUUGUGAAAACAAUCCACCUCUCAAAAACUUCUUCUCUGUAUCAGUUACAUUGGUGGACCGUCCCGUGGAUCCUUUUUUCCCCUUUUCCUGCUAGAAGUUGCUCUACAUAAAAUUGGCGCAAUGUCCCUGAUCUUCUCCCACUCCAGCCCCAUUGUUUCGAUUAAGAAGGACAAAAGACACAUGGCCGAGGUGAAUGCGUCUCCACUCAAGCACUUUGUCACUGCCAAGAAGAAGAUCAAUGGCAUUUUUGAGCAGCUGGGGGCCUAUAUUCAGGAGAGCGCCACAUUCCUAGAGGACACUCACAGAAAUGUCGAGCUUGAUCCCGUCACCACUGAAGAGCAGGUGCUGGAGGUCAAGGCCUACCUGUCCAAGGUGAAGGGCAUCAGUGAGGUCCUGGCCCGGCGCCACAUGAAGGUGGCCUUUUUUGGCAGGACGAGCAAUGGAAAAAGCACCGUGAUCAAUGCCAUGCUCUGGGACAAAGUCCUCCCCUCAGGGAUUGGCCACACCACCAACUGUUUCCUCCGGGUGGAGGGGACAGAUGGCCAGGAGGCCUUCCUGCUCACCGAGGGCUCUGAGGAGAAGAAGAGUGUUAAGACAGUAAACCAGCUGGCCCAUGCCCUUCACCAGGAUGAGCUCCUGAAUGCCGGCAGCCUGGUGAGUGUGAUGUGGCCCAAUUCCAAGUGUUCUCUUCUGAAAGAUGACUUGGUGCUGAUGGACAGCCCUGGGAUUGAUGUCACUACAGAACUGGACAGCUGGAUUGACAAGUUCUGCUUAGAUGCCGAUGUGUUUGUGUUGGUGGCCAACUCUGAGUCCACACUGAUGCAGACGGAGAAACAGUUCUUCCACAAGGUGAGCGAACGCCUUUCUCGCCCCAACAUCUUCAUCCUCAACAACCGCUGGGAUGCCUCUGCCUCAGAGCCAGAGUACAUGGAAGAGGUGCGGAGACAGCACAUGGAGCGGUGUACCAGCUUCCUGGUGGAUGAACUGGGAGUGGUGGAUCGAGCCCAGGCGGGGGACCGCAUCUUCUUUGUGUCUGCCAAAGAGGUGGUCAAUGCCAGGAUCCAGAAAGCUCAGGGGAUGCCAGAAGGAGGAGGCGCCCUGGCCGAAGGAUUUCAAGUGAGAAUGUUUGAGUUCCAGAACUUUGAGCGGAGGUUUGAGGAGUGUAUAUCACAGUCGGCCGUGAAGACCAAGUUUGAGCAGCACACCGUCCGAGCCAAGCAGAUGGUGGAAGACGCUCGCCUCAUCAUGGACUCUCUACAUGUGGCGGCACAGGAGCAGAGAGUUUACUGCCAGGAAACACGAGAAGAGAGACAGGAGAGGCUGGGAUUCAUUGACAAGCAAUUAGAGCUCCUAACCCAAGACUACAAAGUCCGAAUUAAGCAGAUCACGGAGGAGGUGGAAAGACAGGUGUCUAAUGCAAUGGCUGAGGAGAUCAGACGCCUCUCGGUGCUGGUGGAUGAGUACCAGAUGGACUUUCACCCCUCUCCAGUGGUUCUCAAGGUUUAUAAGAAUGAGUUACAUCGCCACAUCGAGGAGGGACUGGGUCGCAACUUGUCUGACCGAUGCUCUAAUGCCAUCACUGGGGCCCUGCAGACCAUGCAGCAGGACAUGAUAGAUGGCUUGAGACCCCUCCUCCCUGUCGCCCUGCGGGGCCAAAUAGACAUGCUGGUCCCGCGACAGUGCUUCUCGCUCAGUUAUGACCUGAAUUGUGACAAGCUCUGUGCCGACUUUCAGGAGGACAUCGAGUUCCACUUUUCUCUUGGGUGGACUAUGCUUGUGAACAGGUUUCUGGGACCAAAGAACAGCCGCCGGGCCUUGAUGGGCUAUAAUGACCAGAUCCAGCGUCCCAUACCUCUAACUCCUGCAAACCCUAGCAUGCCGCCCUUGCCUCAGAACUCUCUCUCCCAGGAAGAGCUCAUGGUCUCCAUGGUCACCGGCCUGGCCUCCCUGACCUCCAGAACCUCCAUGGGAAUCCUCGUUGUUGGAGGAGUGGUCUGGAAGGCUGUGGGCUGGAGGCUAAUCGCCCUUUCUUUUGGGCUCUAUGGUCUCCUUUACGUCUAUGAGCGCGUGACGUGGACCACCAGAGCCAAGGAGAGGGCCUUCAAGCGCCAGUUUGUGGACUACGCCAGCGAGAAGCUGCAGCUCAUCAUUAGCUACACCGGCUCCAACUGCAGCCACCAAGUCCAACAGGAGCUGUCCGGGACCUUUGCUCACCUGUGUCAACAAGUGGAUGUGACCCGGGAGAAUUUGGAGCAGGAGAUCACUGCCCUGAAUAAAAAAAUCGAAGUUCUUGAUUCAUUGCAGAGCAAAGCCAAACUCCUUAGGAAUAAGGCUGGUUGGCUGGACAGCGAACUCAACAUGUUCACCCAUCAGUACUUGCAGCCAAGCAGAUAGUGGGGAAAGCCGGGAGCUCCAGGAGGUGCAAAGAGCGGAUAUUGGGGCUCAGACGGAGGCAUAACACAGUGGGAGGGGCCUUAGGCCAAGCCACAGAAGCCAGUUCUCGUGGGUAGUGGCCAUGUAAAUGGUAGCACCCCAGUUUCUGAUACGGCGUUGAACCUUUAAACGCUAGUUAUUUAUUACCCUUCCUUUGCCGGCUGUUGCGAUUAGAUGGUUUGUGGGAAGAAUGUCUGUCUCCAUACACUUAAGGAAGAAUUUUUCUUGUAAAGAUAACUGCAGAUGGUACUGAGGUUUCUUAAAAUUUUAUUUCUAAAUUUUUAUCAAGUUCUGAUUGAUUCAGUCUUUUGGUUAUCUGGUAAAUUACUUGUUCUGAUGAUUCUUUUGAUCUCAGAAUUGGCCAAAGCCCAUAUUGAGAGUAUUGGAGAAACUUAGUGCUCCAGCAGAGACCCCUCCUCUCCCCCUUUCCCCCUCCCUCCCUCCAUGGUACUGGCCCUAGCCAGUGUAGACCCACAGUCCUCCGCUCUUCUUCAGCUAAAAUACAACAGUAGAGAAUGGCCACUCUUGUGAGCGCUUGUGUUUGCCCCUUACGUACAGAUGUUCACUUGACAUAGCUACAAAUAAGUUGAGAGUCUCAGCCAGAUCCAGCCCAGGAAGAAGUUUUGCUUGGGUUCAUUUGGCUUGAUCAGCUUUAACCCUCUUUCCCUUUUGCAGUGCUUCAGUCAUUCUUGCAGACGGCACUUUGUCAGGGCUGAUAGACACAAAAUGGCUGGACCAGGGAGGUCCAGCCACUCCAGAGCUGUCUGGGACUUGAAGACUUGCUGAUGAAAAUAGCUUAGAGAGAACUGUCAGCAGUGCGUCACUAUGUGAGGACUGAAGUGCGUGUGUGGUGUUCGCUUUCAAGAUGGCGGCACGUUCUGCCAUUCUCUUCCCCAGUACAUGGCUGGUUCAAGUCCUUGGUUUCUGUCGUGCAUCUGUGUGAGGUCUCAUUUUAUCAAAGAGAAGUAGGUUUGGAGGAAGGAAGGAAGGAAGGUGCUGAAGAAAGAAAAGGCAGAAGUGACUUGGGAAUUGAGAGGAGACAUGGGCAGCAAGCAUAGAUAAUGGGGCCUUCCCACAAGACAUCUUUGAGCACAGUGAAAGACCAGCUUGAGUGACGAUUACUGAGCUAGUCUCCUUUUGUGCUUGAAGUAGGCCCUCUCACCCGCCCAGCUUAGAUUUGCCAUCCUUUGCUUCUCCCCCCGAGAAAUGAAAUCACCAGUUUCAGACAGCCUGCCUGCCAAUGUGUCUAGAAGAAUUGGUUCCACAUUGCUGUGGCUGUUCCUGGCUCAGCAUUGUGCCAGUGACUCCUUGAAUCAUUUCACAGAGAGUUUAGAAAAAUCCACACUUCCUCGUCUAUCUCCCACCAUCCAUCCCUUUAAGUUUCAGUCUGAGACCCAUCUUGGCCCUGUGAGUGCACUGUAGACUGUUUUUCCAUCCUUCAUUUCAGGGUGACUUCUCACUGGAAGUAGGUGAGCUCCCAUCCUUGGGAUGUUGGCUUCUUCUGUGGUGCCAGUCAGUAUCCAUCCCACAGAGUCUUGAAACCCUGGAGAACAGGGACAGUGACUUUGCUGGUGACUGACUGUCCAUGAGGAGAUGGAGUGGCCCCACAGGAGACGGCUCAGCUGGCAGGCAGGGACCCCCUUCCUUCCCUCGAGAACUCAGCAUCCCCACUCUAGCUGGCCAGUUCAGGCAGCUUCUCCCUUCUUGCUUCUGCAUCUUGCUGCCAUUUCAUGGCCCUGGGCUUAGUUGUUGUAUUCUAGUCUCCACUCACUGCCCAUUGAGCAGGCAGGAACAUUGGAAAGCAUUGUGAGUGCAGACUGACCCAUCUAGCUUAGGUCCUGCUCCAGAGUCUUCAGUGCUCGGUGACUGAGUUGAAGCCACUGUAGGGGUGGAGGGAAUUCCCUUGAGAUGGGGCUGUUGGGCAGGGAUGUGGAUGACAUUCAUGUACUUGCCUGUCCCCAAACCCCAGUGGCUGGCAUGGAAAGAGGGUUCGUAGCAGGUCUUUGCCAAGGUAGGAAGAGGGUGAGCAUUUAUUUUUAACGUUUUGCCAGGAUUGACCAGCAGUAGCCUCAAAGGUUGAUUUAAAAUCACUGUAACAAAGCACAGUUGCCAAUGAAUUGGGGGGGGGGGGCGGUUAAAAUCUAAGUUUUAAAAUGAAAACAUCUCUUAAUGGCUUGAAUGUAACUGGGGAGGACAUGGGAAUUUUGAGGCUCUUAUGUGAUAAAUGGGUUAAAUCUAAUUUGUGACAAUGAGGAAAAACCCUUUACUAACAGAUGUUUGGCAAAAUGCACUUUAUUUUAAUGCUGCUAACUUUUCCCCUUUUUUAUGUUAAGUUGUUGGGUUACUCAGAUCUAAGCUCGAUAAUGAGUUCUCUCUCUGUUGUAUUUAAGAUGAUAGGUUUUCCUGAAUUAGCCCUGUAUCAUUGCUGAGAAUAUUGGAAACUGAAAUAAAAAAGCUGUUGGGAAACA